Molecule: messenger RNA, 4705 nt
Organism: Acanthochromis polyacanthus (spiny chromis)
Lineage: Eukaryota; Metazoa; Chordata; Actinopteri; Pomacentridae
Gene: pag1
Product: phosphoprotein membrane anchor with glycosphingolipid microdomains 1
Exons: 9
Coding region: 304-1674 (456 amino acids)
Biological process (GO): negative regulation of T cell activation; intracellular signal transduction
Cellular component (GO): plasma membrane; membrane raft
Source: RefSeq, a predicted model, not a curated record
GACUGUGGCAGUGAGCGGAGCGAACUGAAAGUGAACGGAGCGGCUCCGGUUCUCUCACGUCCUGAAAUGCGCUCAGAGCUGAACACUGAGUCCGUCCGCCGCCCUCACAACAUCUCAUCUCCUUAAUGCGGCGCAGGAAGUCUCUGGAAGCGACACUUUCUCCUCCAGGAACCUCUGAAUGCUGAAUUUUCUCUCUCCGGACACUCAGUCCUCUGUUUCUCUGGCGAGGCCGACCUGACUAAUCAUCCGAGGUGUCAAGCUGGUACCUGUCCGAUGUCCUCUCCUCCCACAGUGUGAUGUGUCAUGGCUCCGGUGCUGAGUGGAGUGUGGUGGGGGCCGGAGGCGGGUGUAGUCGGGUCGGAGACGGCAGCUGGUCCUGGCGUGGCGUCGUGGCUGGGUAGCGGGCAGCUGGUCCUGGUUGUUGCCCUCAGCGUCCUCACUGCUCUGCUGCUGGUCUCUGUGCUGCUGCUGCUGUGUGCUAGCUGCCAGGGGCAGAAGAAAACAGUGAAUGGACAUCCAGCAGGAGACCAUGAGAACCUCAUGAAUGGGGUGUCAGAGAGAGAGACCAUCAGCCAAUCAGCAGACAGUCCAGUGACUGACGUGGCAAUCAGCAGCUCUCACAAUGGUCCUCUCACCAGCGGUACAAUCCUCACAGACACACAGGACACCAGUCCCCAGUUGUCAGAGGAGAUGCUCUCCAGCCAAUCAGAGCUCAGGUCCUCCAAGUGUCCUCAGGACCGCGAGCUUCCCAGCAUCCCUCCCAACAACGCCCUCAUCGGGGACGGACCCCCUGCCUCGGGGGACAGCACCUAUGAGGUGGUGAAGGAGAUGGCGGUGGCGUCCCGUGACGUCAGCGUCGAAGACUCUCUGUACGAGACAGUCAAAGAGCUCAAAGACCCCCCAGUGAAGCUCGGCCUCCCCAACGGUACCGUCCAGCUGAGCCCCGACGAACCCCCGCCUCACCCUCCCGCCCUCCUCAACGGCCACCUCAGCCCCAGCACACCUGAGCGGGGGCCCCUGUGCGCCGGGGUGGAAUACGCCUCAGUCGACCUGAACAAGAAGAGCCGCCACAGCGUCGACAUGGAGGCCAAACGGCGCUCCGAUAACGCCGCCGUUCCCCCACACAAGCCCAUGGAGGAACCGGAGGAGGAUUUGCCUCCACCGGUACCGGAGAAAGUUCUGGAUGAAAACGACAACCAGCCAGUGGUGAUGAAUGGGCUGGUGGGGGCGGGGCUGCACAACGGAGAGUUACACUCCCCUCUGUCUCCUGCACCGGGGUUCGACAACCACGUUCUGUCAGACAAUGAGUCGGCGGUGUACUCUACGGUCAACAAAACAAACUGUGAUGAUGCUGUUAAUGAGGAAGACAAAGAGCACGACUACAGCAGCAUCGCGGAGAUCAAAGGUCUGGUCCCGGCCUCCUCCUCCAGCGACCUCUACGCUACAGUCCGAGACAUCUACAGCCAACCCGAUGAGUCCCAGUCAAGCGGGGAAGACCCCAUCCUGGACAGCACAGAUCCCGGCUACGAAUCCAUCCGCAUCCCAAAGACUAGCAGCUCGGAUGACGACCACAGGGCCGGUCUGGGGGCCGAGGGCUCAGACGUUGCCAAAGCAGAGCCUGAUUACGAGAGCGUUGGAGAGUUGGGUCUGAGCCGGGAAACCUCCCGCCUUUGAGUUUUUCAUCAUCUACAUCUGUGGCAACGCUUCCCCAGCCAGUGCAUCUUACAGGCAUCACUGUAGUGCUUUAAACUUGCUCUCAAGCAUGCUUUUGGUGCAUGACUUGAGGGGAAAAAAUGGCAGAAAAUGGCACACCAGAGCAUCCAUCAUCAAUGCAUGAGCGUCUUCAUUACAGCCUGGGUACGGUUUAUCAUAUCUGAUUAAUUUAUCAAACAAGGUGAAUGUCAUUGGUACUGGUAGGCCUUAACAACACUUGAUCAAAAAAAUCCAAUAAAUGAACUGUCAAAAUAAAUAUCCAAUCACAAAACUCCAUUUUAAAGGUUAGCUGAGGACACGAUCAAUGCCUGUGAUUUAAAAAACAAACACAAAAAGAAUUCAGUGCCAUAUGUUCAUGCAUUUCAUGCACUUACUGUACAUGUGAAGGUAUUAUUAUUUAUACAUCCCAUCUGCAGCUGCUAGUCUCUCCAGCUUUUUCCAGGUGACUCAGUGUCAUGUUUUAUUGAGGUGUCAGAUGGUGUAUUUCGAGGCCGUUCCUUGUCAGGGUUGGCAGCACCUCCGCUGUGCAUUCUCUGCUAGAAAUUCCUGUGAAAAGUGUUCUUGGCACGAAACGAAAAAAGCCAAUCUGAUGUGUGAUUAGCAGAAACAAAGGUAGCAUUUGACAGAUAAAACAAACAGAGACUGCUGCAUACAUGUCCUUUUGCAAAUGUAUGGGCUUUUACAUGUUCCAGGGUCAAACUAUUCAUCUGCAGAUUUGCAUUAUGGAAGCAUUUUUCGAGAUUUUACAGUCCAUGUCAAUGAUUUUUGUGAAAUUCAUAUUUAUUUGAAGAUGCAUAUUGUUAUGUAAUUGUGAAAUGUUGCAGAGUGUGUCUGUGAGAGAAACGUAACUAGGCUUUUAUAGACGUUUCCAGUGGUUUUAUUAAGAUUAAAUGUUGUGAGGAUAACAGCAAUUAGGUACGCUUCCCCUUUGACUAUUUAAAAAAUUCCCUGUUUUAAAAAAAGAAGAUCGUUUUUGUCGUUUUGCACACAAGUCGAAACCAAUUCAGAAGACUUACAAUGUGACAAAAUGACACGAUAAGUUUGUAGUAUUGUAUGUUUUUGUUGAGUCUAACUUCGGUACAAGUCUUCAUUUGGCAUUAAAGCACAGUGUUUAAUAUGACGGUACUGCAUUUAUACACAGGUUAUGAAAAGCAUCAUUACAAGCCAGUUACAUUGCUGCACAAUUUGAACAUCUUAUGCUUUUUAGAAGAGAAAAAAAAACAUAUCUGUCUGUUUGUAGCUUGUACUGACGACAUGCCAACCAAGGCCUGUAUAUAGUUAGAGCACUAUUUUAACCAAUUGUUACUCAAUGGAAAUUUUAUGUAUUUGUACAAAUGUCCAGAGUGGUAUAAUUUUAAAAGAGCACUGAUGUAUGUAUGACUUGCUUUAAGGGAAACCCAGUGUGUCCAAUGUCUUUUUUAUUUUAUUUGGCGUUUUAGCUCUGACAAAUAGUAACCAAGCAGAUGUCAGACACAUGGUACAACUCUUUUGGUACGUAGCAUUUGAAGAAAAGCGUGGUACUUUUAUUAAAAAUAUAUAUAUGUCUGAAUACCGUUGAUUGAUUUUCCAAUUGAAUAGGGCCUGUGCUUUUGUGCUGUAAAUAUAUUUUUCAUUGCUGCAGUAUGUACCUCCUUCCUUAUUCGCCAAAAAAAUUGGUGUCAUCUAUUUCCACCCACGUCAAAAAACUUACAGCAUUACACUAUCUCAAGCCUUAGUUCAUGUUUUAUUAGACAUGCUGGAGCUUGUUGCAGACAAACACAGCCAGUCCGCUCUGACUGGUAGUGGAUUCAUAAAUGAUAGACAUUUGAAAUGCUGUUAUAUCUGUCAGCAUGGCUACACUGAAAGAGGAUUUUAAAUGAAAUCUCUGUGUUUUACAUGGGGGGGGGGGGGGGGGGGGUGUAACGGGGUAGCUCAUUUCUGCAAAGAGGUAAUUGUCAAUGUUCACUUAACCCUCCUGCUGUCUUCAUUUACGGACACCAAAAAAAUAUUGUUUCCUUGUCUGAAAUAAAUUCAGCAAUAAAAUUCCCCAAAUUUUCAGGAAGACAAUUCCAAUAAUUCCUUAAAAGUUUCCCUUGAAAGUUUUAUUUAAAAAAUUCCCCAAAUUUGGCAAGAGAAUUCUUGUAAAUAUUUUCAAAAAAUGAGUGAAAAUCUUCCAAAAAAAAUCCUAAAAAUAUCUAAAAUAUCAAUGUCGGUCAUAUAAAAAUCAACCAAAAUCGCUGGAUUUUGGUUGAUUUUUAUGUGAAUGUUCUUAAAGAAGCAUUUUUAACAUUUCUUUUUUUCCACCAAAAAAUAUUGAAAGAUUUCCCAAAAAUGUGGAAAAUGUGGACAUCAGAAGUUUCACUGUGAAAAUAUAUAUAUUUUUUCAACAUUUUCAAACUUUAAAACGGAUCAAUUUUGACCCGCAGGACAACACGAGGGCCAAAAAAAAAAUAAUGAAAAGAACAUGAACAUUUUAAUGCACUGUCAAGUGACACAACUGCAUAUCAGUGUGGUACCAUCAGAUACGUAUAAUAGUGUUCACAGAGUGCUAUAAAUGACCUCUAAGGAAAUGAUCUGCCAAAGGGGGACGUUUUAGUGCCAAAUCUAAUCAGGACAACACACACGGACACAGUUAAUAGAUACUUAGCUAAAAUCACUUAUUCUCUCGAGCUACCUAUGUCGGUCAUAUAAACACACACACACACACACACACACACACACACACACACACACACACACACACACACACACACACACUCCCCUCAAGGGAAUGGGGGUGUGGUAGGGGUCCAGAGAAGCUCCCUCGCUGCUCCACUCCUCCCCUAAUGAGAUCAUUUGUUCCCCCCGUUACAUCCAGCCGACGACUCGCUGGUGACACCCGCCUUUGAUCAAAGGGCAAAGCCUGUUUUGGCAGUUAUGGCCACAUCUGUCACUCCACUCUGUCCGGUUUCCAUUCUCUGCAUGUAAAUAUUUUAUGACAUGAAUUGUUCUAUUAAAAUAUAAAUUUAAUAAA